Molecule: messenger RNA, 249 nt
Organism: Paramecium primaurelia
Lineage: Eukaryota; Ciliophora; Oligohymenophorea; Peniculida; Parameciidae
Source: the annotation of a GenBank genome assembly
AUGACAAAGAUAUUUUGGAAAAUCAUAAUAAUUUACAAAUUAAGAAAAAUAACCUUUGAGCUAUUAAUUUUAUUAUUAGCUUAAAAAAAAUAAGAAGGUCAAAUGAUUAUAUUACCAUUUAUUUUUAAAAUGGAAAUAAGAAUUAAUAAAAGUUUAUCCUAUCCUCAUGUUCCUUAUAAUGUUCAAGAAGAAUUAGAAAAGUUAUAGAAGAUGCCUGAAUCUAAUCAAAAAAUUAACCUGAUGAAUUGA